This is a messenger RNA of Protopolystoma xenopodis, 600 nucleotides long. NCBI's taxonomy places the organism in Eukaryota, Metazoa, Platyhelminthes, Monogenea, Polystomatidea, Polystomatidae. The record is from the annotation of a GenBank genome assembly.
AUGUGCUUACCGUCGAACCCGUUCGUCAACGACACGAAUCGUACCGCGGUUGACGCUUCCUUCAUUCGACAAUCGAUGUAUCGCUACCUCGACUGUUGCCAUUUGAUCUGGCCGCCAGGAGAGCGUGAUUUUCAGCAAAAACAAUCCCAAAUCACGGGGCGGCUGGACAACGAGGCCCGUCACGACCGAUGGAGCCGUCAUUUUCAGGCAUCGCCACUUCGGCGACCUCUCUUUACGAGGAAGAGACUGCAGUUUCGGCCUCGUUCACAUCCCGUCCGGCCCAAGACUCGACGGCCAACACAUUCGAGGCGACGUUUGACCACUGCCAGCAUUCUAGACUUCAGUCUAGAGACACGCAAGCUGUACCAUAGGCCAAACAACCAGGCAACCGAGCCAGCAACCGGCCGGCUGGGUCAUGAUUACCGACUUUUUGUGUCUCAAAAACUUUACUGCUUCGCCGUCUCUCGAGCCCUCCAUCUUCUUCUUUCUAUCCUUCUCUCUAUCUCCCCAAAUGCCAGUCUGCCUGGUCAGGAAGUUGGAUGCCCGGCUUUCCCUGUCUAUCUAUCCACCUGCCGACCUGUUCAUCUAUCCAUCUAUUGA